AUGCCGCCUGUCGGAGGACGGGCGCAGCCGGCGCUGGGUGUGCUGCCGCGCUGCGCUCUCCACGCUCGACAACGUCAUCGUGCGCACCGCCAACGAGCACCAGCACUGAGCCCACCGGCUCGCCCCGUGCCCAUGCCGCCUGUCGGAGGACGGGCGCAGCCGGCGCUGGGUGUGCUGCCGCGCUGCGCUCUCCACGCUCGACGACGUCAUCGUGCGCACCGCCAACGAGCACCAGCACUGAGCCCACCGGCUCGCCCCGUGCCCAUGCCGCCUGUCGGAGGACGGGCGCAGCCGGCGCUGGGUGUGCUGCCGCGCUGCGCUCUCCACGCUCGACGACGUCAUCGUGCGCACCGCCAACGAGCACCAGCACUGAGCCCACCGGCUCGCCCCGUGCCCAUGCCGCCUGUCGGAGGACGGGCGCCGGCGCUGCCCGGCGCUGGCGUGUGCUCGCGACGCAUCGCGCACCGUCAACGAGCACCAGCACUGCGCUCGCCCCGUCCACCGCUCGACGACGUCAUCGUGCGCACCGCCAACGAGCACCAGCACUGA
Messenger RNA from Leguminivora glycinivorella, 549 nucleotides. Its product is annotated as forkhead box protein Q1-like. The coding region runs from base 1 to 549 and encodes 182 amino acids. The record is from RefSeq and is a predicted model, not a curated record. Lineage: Eukaryota; Metazoa; Arthropoda; Insecta; Lepidoptera; Tortricidae. The transcript has a single exon.